This is a messenger RNA of Schistosoma spindalis, 1701 nucleotides long. Lineage: Eukaryota; Metazoa; Platyhelminthes; Trematoda; Strigeidida; Schistosomatidae. The record is from the annotation of a GenBank genome assembly.
AUGGGAAAUGGAUCUAGUAUACCUUCUACAGGAAUUAAUAUCCAUGGUAAAAUUACAAAGAAACUUUUUGAAAAUGGCAAAUCAAAACUACAUCAAUCUUGUCAAUCCUCUAAACAGUUCACAUGUAAUUCAGAAGACAAUAGUAAUGGUAUUAACGAUAAAAAAUGGGUUUAUUCAAUUGACCAAACCAUAAAAAGUUAUCAAGUUGAAAGUUUUUAUUAUGAUGAAGAUUAUCUAGAUAAAGUUGACGACGAUGAUAAUGAAGAACAUAUAACAGAUAAUGAAACGGAAAGUUUCAAAUUGGAACAAAAUAAACUUAAUGUAAACAAUACCGUGGAAAGAGAGGAACCUUAUGAUACUUUAAAUAACAAUGAUAAUUCAUGUAAGUAUAAAGAAGCAACUGAUUACAAACUAUUUCUUCAAUGUGAUAAACAAUUUCAUGAAAGUCUGAAAGACAAUAUGAGUGAAAAUUCGAAUAAAACGAUACUUAGCGACUUGAAUAAUGGGUGUACAAUAGGAUAUUUCAAAUCACUAGAAUAUCCAAAUUUACUACAAAAUGAUUCAUCUCUAUCCAUAAUAUCAAUUAAUUCACUUAAUACUAAAUCUAUUUCGAAUAAUAAUGCACAAAUAAAUGAUAAACAAAAAUGUCAAGAACAACAUAAUACUACUAAUAUUCAAAAUUCAAUCAGUUGUUUAACAUCUCCAAUUGAUCAAUUUGAAAUAGAUUCAAUUUUAGUGAUUCAGUCGUCCAAUAUAAAUAAUAAUAGUCAAUCACAAUCAAACUUUAUACCAUUAAUUGAUAAUGUUCAAAGCUAUUCAAAUCCAUUAAAACACAAUGUGUAUGUACAAUGUAAUAUGAAUUGUGAACAUUUGAACAAACUUCAACACCAAGAAAAUGAAAUUGAUUAUUUAGACAAAAGUUUAAGUGUAAAAUUUGAAGUAUCAAAGGGGAUAACUAUGAAAAAUAAGGAUAAAUAUGAUGAAAUAAUGAAAUUAUCAGAAAAAAUUCCUAUUAUCUCAAUGAGUAAUCGUAAAAUGAUAGAUUUUACAAAGCAUGAUACAACUACUUGUUCAGAAAUCAAUCAUGACAAAGAAUAUUUAUCUUUAAAUUAUUUUCAAUUUGACCAAACAUCCUGUGAAAAGUUUCAGUUGCAAUCAGGUCAUGAUCCAUUUGAUCUAGAUAAAACUAAACAAACUGACUUUAAUGAGGAAUAUAACAGACAUGAUCAAAUUAACCAUAGAAACUUAAUGGAUACAUUUUCACAAAAUAAUGAUGAAUAUGAAAUUAUGUCUGUUAAUCAUGAAUUGAAUUGUCAAUCAGAAGGACCAAUUAGCAUUGAUAUUAAUAAAGAUAGAUAUAUCUAUACACCUAUUUUAAUGGAAAAACUUGAUAGCCCCACAAUUAAUACAACUGAUGUAAUCCAAUCAAUUCAAACUGUGAAAUGUAUGAAAGCAACUAAAUCAUAUUGCAUCGGACAAGUCUUAAUAAAAGAUACUAGUGAAAUGGAAAUGAAUAAAAAAUAUAUAGGUAAUAAAGAUAUGAUCGAGAAGGAUAAUAUUUUGGAUAAUUAUAAAAAAUCAAUGUUAAUAGAUAAUGAACCUUCAAACCAAUCCACUGUGACUAAAACAAUCAGUGAAUGUACCACAAAAUUUCAUAGGCCAAUAUAUGUUCAGGUAGUAAACAGUUUACAUCAUGAGUAA